AACAGUCUGUGUUUUUGCUGCGCGGCGCAUCAGCUGUGUUGUUGAGGAUCUUCGAGCUGCACAGAAAGGGAAACUUCUCAUUCCUCCUCUCGCUCCUCUUUAGCCCUAACGACUGUUUGAUCGAUCGGACGGCUGGAGACGUUUCUCCCUCGCUUUCAGGGUUCCUCCGUGGCUUGUCUUUGACUCCCCCUCCCGUAGAGCCUGCAGGUGAUCGUGAGGAAUCUGCUUCGCGUGAGAUUUCCAGAUUCAUCGAGCCCGACUGCACAAAGUUGAUCUGCGAGCUAGCUAGCUGUAGCUAACUCUGAGCUAGCUUCCUCGCUACCUAGCUUGCAGUGCUGGUCGGGGGAGGGAGUCCAUCUUCAGACCGCUCUGGGGGCGUUGGUUUUCUGUCACUACAUUGAAGCUGGUUGUUGCUUCUCCACCUGUAGUCUGAAGAGUACCUGCGGUGAGUCUUUGAGGCCGCUUCUUCCUUAGCUAGCGUGCUCGACACAGGCUGCUAGCUAACACUCUGCGUAUUUAGCCUGGAAGCCAGAUCAAGGCCUCAGUCCAGAACCAGCAGCAGCUGCCUCCACCACCACAGGAUUCGCAUUGCCGUGCAGUGAGACUUGACAGCUUACUUGGUGACACAGAGACUUCUCCCUGAGGAGCCAAGAAGCAGACGGCUCAUGACUUCUGACCAGGACACGAAAGUUGUAGCUGAACCACAGGUGCAGCAAGUACAAGAGGCAAAAGAGAACUCUCAUUUGGAAUCCGCCAAGGUUUCAGACCUCAACCCCAAUGCGAAAGCAUGGGCCAACCACAUGUUUAGCCUGGACCCCAGCGGGAGUGCUGACACCACAACUGCUGCCCUGCAGCCAUGGAAGGAAGGCUGCGAUAGUUUGGCUGACCCCGGCCCAGAAGGCUAUGAAGCCAGUGAAGACAAGGCUUUCAAGGAGCCCCUACUAACCGACCCAGAUGAGCCUCCACCGGCCUCAGUAAUGCUGGCCGAGCCGGCCCCCGUGGCCUCCGUCACCCCGGAGUGCCCUGAGCCGGCCUACACAGAAUACUCCGAGCCUGGGCAACCAGGGCGCACAGGCAGUGAUCCCCAGCAAGAGAACCCCCAGGAGGGCCUGAGGGAACACCUGAAGAAGACCUUGGAGUUCUGUCUUUCCAGGGAGAAUCUGGCCAGUGACAUGUACCUCAUUUCCCAGAUGGACAGCGACCAAUAUGUGCCAAUUGUGACAGUGGCCAACCUGGACCACGUCAAAAAGCUCAGCACAGACGUGGAGCUCAUCGUGGACAUUUUACGAUCUCUGCCGUUGGUGCAAGUGGACGAGAAGGGCGAGAAGGUGCGACCCAAUCAGAACCGCUGCAUCGUGAUCCUCAGAGAGGUCCCUGAGAGCACGCCCAUAGAGGAAGUCGAGGCUCUUUUUAAAGGGGACAACUUACCGAAGUUCAUCAACUGUGAAUUUGCCUACAACGACAACUGGUUCAUCACCUUUGAAUCAGAAGCAGAUGCACAGCAGGCAUAUCAGUAUCUCCGUGAGGAGGUGAAGACCUUCCAAGGGAAGCCUAUUAAGGCGAGGAUAAAGGCGAAGGCAAUCGCUAUCAACACUUUCAUGCCAAAGAACGGAUACCGACCGGUGGAGGUAAACCCGUACGCCCAGCAGCGCUACACAUCCUACUACAUCCCGCCGGUUUACAGCCCUCAGCAGCAGUUCCCCUUAUACAGCCUCAUCACGCCGCAGGCCUGGUCCGCCACGCACAGUUUCAUCGACCCCACGCUGGUUGCACCGUUUCACAACAACCAGUUCAUCAAUGGAUUUACCACAUCACACAGCUUCAAACCAGCGUCGUCCCCACUCACCGUCAGACACUACUCACCCAGGAACAGGAAUCACAGUAAACCUCACUUGAGGCCGACAGUCCCGACAGCAGACCGCAGCGCCGGACUUCUCGACAACCCCGGCCUCUUUCCCACCUUCCCCAGCGAGAGGCUCAACGGGGUCCGCAGCAGUCCGCCGAUGCGACUCCCCACCAGCCAGCCCAGAACCAGGUUACCCUCCACCGCAGCCUUUCCACGCAGAGACACAGUGGGCACGGGGCGAGUGACCGAGCCCUCUACCACGGACUACUCCCUGGGAAUCGGGCGAGGAAGGAAAAAGAGGGACGAAAAGUUUACAAGAGUGACGCCUCAGUCGCCACCGCCUCCUCCCAAACCCCCGUCUCCGAGCUUCGAACUUGGUCUCUCCAGCUUCCCGCCCUUGCCCGGAGCGGCCGGCCAUCUCAAGACCGACGACGUGUUCGACAACCGGCUGGCCAGCAGCGUCGUUGUCGGAACCACCAAGGAAAGGAAUGUAAGUGCUGAAUCCAGCUCUGGAGGAGCCCUCUCCCCAGCAGGCCCCAAAGAGCCGCUCCGGCCCUCCGCCUCCCCGAUGCCCACCAGCUUCCAGCCCUCACCGCCAGCCUCGACCCCAGCCUCAGCCUCAGCCUCAGCCCCGACCGUGACCCCCUCCGCCGGCCCGCCGCACAGCCCUGCUCCCCCCCUCCCUGCAGCGGAGGUGAAGGUGACGGAGGCGAAACCGAAGGAGGUGCAGUUGUCUGUGGAGCGAGUUCCCGGCACUCUCUCCACUGCAAGCAAAUCAGUGCAAGUCAACGGUGCUGCCACAGAGCUGAGGAAGCCCUCCUACGCUGAGAUCUGCCAGCGGGUGAAGGACGCCCCGACAUCACAGCAGCCACCCGCCCCCAAGGAAGCCAAGCCAGCCUGCCCCGCCCCUGCAGGAGAGGAGCGGAAGUGCCCCGAUGCCUCCACCCCCGCAGGGGACACAAAGGCCGCCAGAGAGACUUACCCCCCUUCCUCUAAAGCCGCCGUCAGACCCCCGAGGGAGGCCCGAAGGCCGGCUGGGCGGUGGGCCUCGCCGCCCCCACACCCAGGGAAAACCCCCAGCAAAGAUCCCCACCACACCCCGCCCAAAUCUCCGCAGUAGGGCGAGAGCCUCCUUCCCGUAAACCACGCUCCGCAGAUGCGAUUAAAAAAAAAGGAAAUCUAAGUCAGGGCUACUCAAUACUUCUACCCCAGAAUCAGCAGUCACAAACGAGCAUUGAGGACGCCUUCUUUUCUGGAUCAGGGCUUGCAGACAAAAAGCACUUUACUGUGCAUGUAGAGCACCGUUUCAUUUUAUUCUAUUUAUUUGCUUUUUUUUAAUUUCCACUUUUAUUUCUCAUUACUCUUUUUUUGCAUUACGUAGUUGUGUCGGCCCGGAGGUUGGCACAGAAAACACUGAAAUUUAUUCAUUCUGUCUAAAUGGCCUUGUGGGGUUAAAUUAGUCUUGUGUGUGUGCAGCAGCAGCAGCAGCAGCAGGGCAUUGUUGGAAGCCCCCCUCUCCCCCCCCCUGAGUGAGUGGAUGAUGGGAAAGCGUGGGUACAGACUCCACCUUUGUUGGCUCUCCAUAGUGAGGGUUUGUUUGCAUGUUAAGAGGCACUGUUGUGCGACUGUAUGUAGCCUGAUUAUGGGUCAUAAUGUGCUUUUUUUUAAUACAUACUCACAUCCAUAUGCAAGAUCUUACAGCUCAAUCUCAUGACAAGCAGACUCGGAUCGUUCGGUUUACACUGUCUCAAAGUGAUUUCGUCUUCGUCGUGUGUUUUCAGCUUCAGUCGCUGAGGUUUUGCAUCUGAUCCUCUGCUGUUUUGCUCCCUCUGCUCCCCCCUGCUGGCUGUAGUAGUGCGCCGCCUGUGUCUGAGGGCUCAUAGGAGAUCAGUGCUGUUGUCGUGUCCGACAGGAGGACCUCACGGACGGCUGAAACCAAAAACUUUGCUUGGGAAGAAUCUGCGCGUUCCUUGCUUAACUGUGUUGAAGUUUCCUGAAGUUUGAAAAGGAGCUCGGAUAUAUUUACACCUGGGACCCGUCUUCACAUCGUCAUAGGAUUGAAAUGACUAACAGGUAAAAAAAACAAAAAACAAGUGUUGUAAUCGCUUCAGUAGGUAAGUGCUCCUCCUCCUCUGUCUCUCCAACGAGGAGCUUUUCAAUCAACUCCCGUCUUCACGUGAGUCCGCUUCCUCCUUCGCUCUUGUGGCCGUCUGCUGACAUGUCCGACUACACACAGUUAGAAAGUAGGAACAACACUCAGAUUUUUAUCGUACGACUCAGAGACACGCUGUUAUAACCGCGGCUGCGACACUUCAACGGUUGUCUCUGGUAAUUCUGACGUCGGUUCUCCUGGAGAACUCGCCGUUUUUCCUUUCGGUGUUUUUCCGCCUCUGCAUCCGUCUUCACCCUCCCUUUGCAAAAACCUUUACUUCCAAUGAGUCAUGUAGAAACUGAAGUAUGGAAGCGUACCCGAGCCCAGGUUUAGAAAUGUCUGAGUGAUCCUUUUUAAAGGGUGUUUUUCCUGGUGGAGACAUUUCACAAGACAUUGGAGGGGCGACAUUUAAAGCAGAGCUCGUUUCUAAAAGCUUCAACGCCGUCCUCUCGCCUUGUUUGUGUUUGAGAACGAUGGAAGGAAACCAGGGAUGAUUCAGAAUCCAGUCUGGACGAGAACACCGCUUCAUUGGAGGUGAAGAAACACUGGUGAGCUGCUUAUAGAAGAGAGGCCAUUAACACUAGCUGCCAGACAAGUUCUCAGAUCUUCACUCAGUUCAGUGUUCCUCCUGACAGGAGAGGAGGAGGAGGAGGAGGUGUUUUCAAGCUGAAUAUCCUGCUUAGGUAGAAGUAGAAGAAGCGCACCAGACUGGAGUUUUAGUGACUUCAGUCAGCAGUGGGAUGUUUCUUCCUCAAACUCUUUCAAACAGCGGCAUGUCGUCUGGUGAUUUCUCCCGAGCUGCGGUGCUCAACAUCAAACCCGGGGGAUCGGUACCUUCAGCUCUCCGGUUUACGUCUACAGGACUUGAUCUGCUCUGUAGAAUCCAAAGCUUCAUGUUUCCGACCUGAAGCUUCAAAAGGGAAAUGAUCUUAGGAACGUCUCUUUGGACGUAUACGAUGGGGUUUGAGCGUUUGAGGGCACGGUUUGGUUUUUUGGGCCUUUUUGUUUCUGUGUGGACGAGGGUUGUCGUUGAGGGAGUGCUUGUAAAGAAUGAUGAAUAAGGAAAGUGAGACGGUUGGAUAGAUCUUGAAUACUUUGGCUGAACCUCAAACAGGAGGUCACAGGUGGUUUUGGGAUUCUUUGGGACGUUGUUGACCACAUUGGAGUGUGAGCAAGAUUGAGUAGGGGUUUGGGGGGGGGGGGGGGCUGACGAACCAAACAUCCUGGAACAUGUCAACAUUUUCUGUCCUGGGUUUUAAAGUGUCUCUAAGCACACAGUCCUCUUACUGCUUCGCUCCUGUGUUCCCCCGGAGACAUCGUGCCUGACAGAAGCUGAACUUUAAAAGCACAGAGUCAAAGGAGAAACCAUCCUUUACUCACCUUCUGAACGGAGACACCACAUGGUUAGGUUUUUGAGGAGGUCUGGAGGAUCUGGUGGACCUUUUGUGAUUUGCGUGGUACGAGUGCAGAUGGCGGCGGCGGCGAAGUAGGGGGGAGGGGUUGUUGUUAAAUUUAGGCUUUGGUUGGGACGUCUGUCUACUGUAGCAGCCACUUUUGCAGAUAACCAAACCAAGUCUUGGACUUUUUAAACUGAAGCGGUCUGAGGGAGGAGGUAGAGGAAGCGGUCUUUGAUAGAAGCAGGACGGAGGUGGAUUCUGAAGUUGGUGUUUUUUGGAGGGGGGGGGGGCGUAAUCUUUUCCCUUUGUGUGCUCGGGUUAAUCUUUCACCUCAGAUGCAAACCAUCCUUAAAAAAAACCACUGUACUAUACACACAAUAAAAACCUACUCCACGUGGGACCAUGCAUGUCUCGCCAAAGUCUUCCUGCAACAAGAAGCAUUCUGGGUAAUCCCACUAAGAGAAAACAGGAGCCCAUCUGGAGAAGGGAAAGCUUUAUUUACAAGCCUGUACUCCUGCUCAUAGCUGCUUUUGAUUUGGACGCUAAAUCUUGAGUUUGCUAAAAAAAAAAAAUCUAUUUUUGGAUUUUUCUUUUGAAGGACUGAGAUGCACUUGGAUUGGUCGAUUCUUUUCGUUUUUGCUAUUUUUCUCAUCGGUGGAAAUGGAAAAAAAAAAAAGAAAAAAAGAUACAAAUGCACCAUAUCCACAUAUUUAUAAACCAAUGCUGUUUAUUCCAUGAGAAAUAUCGUUACCCUUUUCUUUUUUUUAGGGAGAGGAAAAGAAUAGAGACGCUUCGCCGUCUCUAAAUGUAAAAAAAAAAAUGUCCAUCCAGUGUUUGAGAAACUUGAAUUUUAUUUAAACUUGAAAAAUGACUUUGCCUUAACUUUUAUACAAGACAAGCAUAGAGUUUAUUUCUUUUCAAAAAAAUCCCCAAGAUGUUAAAGAAGUGUGGGAAGUAUUCAGACGUCACAAGUCUUACAGAGAGAGAGAGAGAGAGAGAGAGAGAGAGAGAGAGAGAGAGAGAGAGAGAGAGAGAGAGAGAGAGAGAACACACUUAGCAGCAUUUUCUUCUUUUCCCUGUUUUUGUAAAAUGUACGAAAAGAAUCAUUUUGAUUGUUGCUUUUUGUUUCUUGUUUGAUAGUUUCAGGUUGUUAUUUUGGGGAAGAUUAUAAACCUUGUAAAUGCAAAACUAGUCAAUACUGUAUUAAAUUUGUGCACUUUGAAGUGUGUGCUUUGCUUGUACAGUUGUAAAUACUCAGAAAAAUAUAAGAGGUACCUUAAAAUGAUUAUUAAAAAUAUAUUGAUCUUGUUGAAUUAUUAAUGUUGCUAUCAAGCUGGAUGUAGGAUAUUAAAAAAAAAAACGUAAUGUUGUGCUUUUUGGAAAUAUUUUUGUUGAAUUUUUUGUUUUGUUUUUGUUUAUAGUUUGGGUGUGCGGAGCUUGAAUUCUGCUCCACUCUGCAGCGUGGGCAGGUUGUCUGAUUGUACAUUUUCAUGUUUUCGUUUGUUGUCUUGCAUUCCAUUUUUUAUUUUAUUUUUUGCACCUGGGCAUACAGGUGUGUCCUUAGCCCCUCCCCCUUUUCACUGUGCACUAAUUGGAAAGAGCCUGUGGUACUGACAAGCAUCUUUUAUUACAAACAUCGCAAAGCUGCGUGUCCACCGACAUCCUCUUUUUAAGCUCUGGCUUUUAUUUUCUGUCACCGUUCAGACCGGAUCUUUAAGAAAGAGCGACUUUCUUUAAAUAUCUUUGAAGAAAUAUCUUUGAAUAUUACUGUUAUAAUAACCAGAUCAUUAGAAAAUGAAAGAUGUUUUCUGACGUAAGCGUUAUCAACAUGUAGACGAUGACACUAAUACCUAAUACUCAAAUAGAUGUGGUGAUGAUAUUUAUACGUGUGCAACUUUUAUUCAAACUGCAGUGUGUCCAUACAAGCUUGGUCAGGGUGACGCCGACAGCUCAUCUCCACAAUCAGACGCGAAACAAGAGCAGGAUGAUUUAUGACUCUUUGUGAAUAGACUUUGAGACAAAGCAGAGUCGGGGAAAAUGAUGCGCACUUUCAAAUGUGACUUCCCAAAAAUGUUAAUUCCGAUUAACCCACCAAUCUAAAGGUCAGAAAACUCCAAAAGCUGAAUUGAUUUAACACAGGGUCGCAGAGUCGGCGGUUCACAAUGUCAAAUAGUUACCGAGUGUGGCUAACACUAGCAGAGCUAGCACCACCACCUGUGCUGGUUCCUCAUCGCUCUGGUGGAGUGUGUCAGUUUAACCAGACACAGCCGACAUCACAAGGUCAACAUACUGACAAACCACGCGUGAUCUGUCACCUGUGCUCGUUUACAUCCAGGUAGUAGAGCUUUAGAGCAGUAUGGCAGCAGACGUUAACUGUGGUUAAAGCGUUGUUUAGUGGCUGGCGGCUGCGCUACAGCUUAGACACGGCUACGACUGACAUUUAAAAAGUAUUAACUUCUUUUAACCGACUGAUAAUUCUGCAGCUGACUAGCGAGGGUGACGACAUUUAACUGUUAAGUCGAUGAAACGCACACAUCCUUAGACUAGACUAUAAAGCGCUUGAGUCAGCCUAGCUAAGUAAAGAGCUAGCAUGUUGCGAGUUAAUCUGAAAAAGCUCAAUUCUGCCUUUUUCGAUUUUUUUCCAGUUUUUUUUUUUGGCUUCCGGAAACCGUCGCUGCACCCCGCUCCCGUUAGCUAAGAAAAGGUUACAUGUCAUAACUGAAUACAUCGUCAUGUAUCGUCUGUUUCCUGUUAGUCAAUGAGCUUUUUUUAAUCGCUGAUUUCAAGGCAAUUUUUUAAUCCUUGAAUCGAGCCGCGCUAGCCUUUUUCCUGUUAUGAGCUUCAAUGCUAAGCUAGGCUAACAACCCCCCCAUGCCUCCCACUUUUGUGCUUUACAAACACACAAAAUAAUUACACCCUUUUUUCUAAAAUGAACUCUUAGAAGAUACCGCGCUACUCUUAUUAGCACACGACAGCUCCCGCUCCGAUGAACAGAAUCAAGUAAUGUUUCAGGCUAGCCGCCGUUAAACACCGACUUUCGUGAACUUGUGGUUUUACUUGAAUUUAAUCGAAGGGGAGUUUUGCUUAUUAUCGUCAGUUAUUGAAGAUCUUAAUGUAACUAGCUGUACGAGAUCUUUGCUUUGAUCAAUCAUAAAAUUAUCCGACUUAAGUUUUAUACGCACAAAAAGUGCCGAAACUAAGUUCUAAAUCAUGCCGGACGUUGUACGCCAACUUAAAGGACUUUGGUGGAAUGUGAAAAGGUUGAGGUUUCAUUCGCUCUCCUACGUUCAGUGCGUAGCUACAGCUUGGAUCUGGACAGAAAUCGGUGAUUGAUUAAAGAAUCGAGAAGCAGAAGCUGUGCGGACGUCGGCUCUCUGUAUCAUCACCACGUUGUUGCGCGCCGAUGUUAGCCCGACCUCUUACAGCCAGCUUAAAGAGCGAUGCCUGAUGGACACGCCCCCUGUUCCCGUGCUUUAAGGUUGAUCUGAUACUUGGCGCCCCAUUAUCAGAGCCGAAGCACGAUAAAGCACAGAUCAUUUCACACCUUCAGCUUGUACGGCAGCAGCAACACUCGAGGGCGGGGGGGUAAAUGUUUCAAGAAGCCAACCUGCAAAGACGACCGCAAAUUUGAAGGCCCCAUGGAUUGUACGUUUUGGCACAUUUCUUUAGAAGCUCUUUUGGGAAAUGGAGCGAAAUAUGCGGUUAGUUGUCGUCGUAGCAGGUUGAGCUUUAAAGUUCCCUCCCAGGGUGUUGAUGCAGCUACCAGACGGACACAAACUGAAACCUGCUCGGUGUUUUCACGUCUGUUUCUUGAGCGGUUUGGUUUCCGGUUCACGAUCGUCCGCUUUCAUCGCUUCCCCCUUCCUGAGAAACAAAUGUUCAAAGUGUUUUCUUCUUUGGCUUUUUAUUUGUUUUGUUGUUUUUUGGGGGAGUGGGGGCACAGAAGCAGAGGCUCAACUGGAAUCACUCUUUGUUUUUGUUUUCAGGUUUCAGAGCGAGUGUUCCUGCACGUUCAGUACAGUGACACCCGCAGGUUGAGAUGUCUGUUAAAACCAUUUGAUCACAUGUGGACUGCAUUUUGAUGUGGCAAAGAAAACCAAUAACUGUGCCAUUAUCCAGCUGUUGUUUUUGUCUUUACUGGGCAGUUAAACCUGUACAUAGCUGAGCGCUUGCCAUCUCGGCUUUAGUUUUUCGUUUUGUUUUUUUUAAGAUGUGAUUUUCUUGUUGUUGUUUUUUUUUUGUUUCCUUUUGAAAGUCCAUCAAAGACUUCUCGCAUCAGGAGAACUCUACAAUGUGACACCACUGACUGUAGGAGCAGAUUCUGUGCAUUGUAACUUUGCGGUCGAUCCCUGCUGAGGUCGCGGCAUGUUUGACCUCUGAACUUUUGAGAAGCUGAUAACAAACUGGGCAUCCUGAACUGUGAUUGUGUGCAUGUGUGGAAUAAUUAAAAAUGUACCACCCAUAAAAACCCAGACCGACGCAAAUGUGUGGUGGGGGGGGAGCGGGCGGGGUGGACUCUUUUCCUAAAGUGCGGUUCCUCAGACUGCAUGGUACCGCUCCUGAAGGGAUCUCCUCACUCUGGCGGCCGCGAGUUUCUGCACGCCUCUCCUGUAUCAUGAACACAAACGCUCCAUUUGUGGCGUUUUGAGAAGCUCCUCCUUCUCAUGGACUUCCACAUGGAGCCUCAUAUCAGCCUGUCGGUCGGUCGCCUCAGCUCUCUGACUCCUCCCUCCUGUUUUCCCGUUUUUGACAGUGCCAUUUUUUAUUUUAUUUUAUUGCUGUUGUUUUGGGUUUUUUUAACUCGAGGGUUGCAUCUUGUCGUAAAAAAAGGACUCCCUUGAGGUUGUGUGUUUUUUCUUUGUCAAAGAUAAAAUGCACACCAACUGACUGGAACGAGACUCCAUGUCUUUAUCAACUCACUGUGGUUUAGCUCAUUAACACUCGUACCCUGCUACGCUAACAGCUGUGGACAAUCGAUGACCCCCAUCACGUUGGGGUUCGGACUGAUAACUUUGCCUAACGACACCUUUAACAGAUGUGGGAUGGAGGCAGCGUUCAAGAGGGCUUCUUCUUUGUUUUCAUCUUGAUUUUUCUUUCUUUUUUUUGGUCUAUUCUUCCAUCGAGACUGGAAUCAAGCGUACAUGUCAGCUAUAGAUAAUUUAAGUUACUCUGUGUCAUGAUGUAAAACUGUCUAAUUUGGAGAAAAAAUGUAGCUUACUGAAAAAUAAAGAUUUAGGCACUGUUGAAGA
Molecule: messenger RNA, 10644 nt
Organism: Notolabrus celidotus (New Zealand spotty)
Lineage: Eukaryota; Metazoa; Chordata; Actinopteri; Labriformes; Labridae
Gene: larp4b
Product: La ribonucleoprotein 4B
Exons: 17
Coding region: 666-2966 (766 amino acids)
Biological process (GO): positive regulation of translation
Cellular component (GO): cytosol; cytoplasmic stress granule
Molecular function (GO): mRNA 3'-UTR binding
Source: RefSeq, a predicted model, not a curated record